AUGCCUCCCUCCCCCACCCGAACCGCCACCCUCCUCUCCAACCUCUCCGCCGUAACCUCGCGGAUCACAGCAUCCUCAGCCUCCGCAGGCCGCAACACCACCAAACCAAUCCGCCUAAUAGCAGUCUCCAAGCUCAAACCCGCCUCCGACAUCCUUGCCCUGCACAGUCCCCCCGCAUCGCACCUCCACUUCGGCGAAAACUACCUCCAAGAGCUGCAAGAAAAGUCCAAGCUCCUCCCGCCCACCAUCCGCUGGCACUUCAUCGGCGGCCUGCAGUCCAACAAGUGCGUCACACUCGCGCGCGACGUGCGCUCCCUCUGGGCCGUCGAGAGCGUCGACUCCGAGAAGAAGGCGUCCCUCCUAAACAAAGGUUGGGGCGCGCGGUCUGCCGAGUUUCGCGCGGAGGACCAUGAAUCCCGGCUGCGGGUGUUCGUGCAGGUUAAUACGUCCGGCGAGGAGAAUAAGGCGGGGGUGGAGCCGGUGAAGGGCGCGGUGGAGUUGUGUCGGUUUGUGAGGGAGAACUGUCCCAAUUUGGCGCUGCAGGGGGUGAUGACUAUUGGGGCCAUUGCGCGGUCGAAGGCGACGACGGCGGAGAAUGAGAAUGAGGAUUUUGUGUGUUUGAGGGAGACGAGGGAUCGGGUUGUGGGUGAGUUGGGGUUGACGGGGGAGGAGGCGGAGUUGGAGUUGAGUAUGGGGAUGAGUGAGGAUUUUGAGGGCGCUAUUGCCUUGGGGAGUGAUGAGGUGCGUGUGGGGACUACGCUUUUUGGGGAUCGUCCGCCGAAGCAUGAGGCCAGGGUUGUAUGA
Molecule: messenger RNA, 804 nt
Organism: Aspergillus candidus
Lineage: Eukaryota; Fungi; Ascomycota; Eurotiomycetes; Eurotiales; Aspergillaceae
Product: YggS family pyridoxal phosphate enzyme
Exons: 1
Coding region: 1-804 (267 amino acids)
Cellular component (GO): intracellular anatomical structure
Molecular function (GO): pyridoxal phosphate binding
Source: RefSeq, a predicted model, not a curated record